AUGAGAGUGUGUUCAUUACAUUUUAAAAGGAGUGAUUUUACUAUACCAGGCGUUAUUACAAAAAAAAUGACUUUAAAAAAAACAUGUAUUCCAUCAUGUAAUUUGCCGAGCUCUGCUACAGUAUCAAAUCAAGCUGAAAAAAAUAAAGAGGCACGAUGUCAGCGUCGCAUAAAUCGGAGUUUAAAAAAGGAAGCCGUUAAAAAACAUGAAAACAUUAGUGAGGAUUCUAGUGUCGGAAAUUCGAAUAAUAUUUUACCUGAUAAAAGCGAUGAAGAUUGUUUUAUAAAUGAAAAUGUUGUUGAAAUAUCUUUAGAUAAAUCAUACAAUGAUGUUGGUGUUCAGGUGGAAACUUUAUUUAUAAAACCAUCAUUCAUGGAUUUUAUCAGGACAGAACAAGAUUUACGAACAGCAACAGGAAUUCAAUCCUAUGAAAUAUUGGAUAUGACCGUUGAACUUGUUAAUGAUAAUUAUGGUCAAACUAUGCACAAAACUCAAAUGAGCUUGAGAGACAAAAUAAUCAUGACCUAUGUUAAAUUAAAACAGAAUCUUUCGUACUCAUUUUUAGCAGUUAUUUUUAAUAAUUGUACACCGAGGCACUGUCAACGAAUUUUUUAUAAAACUUUGCAAAUGUUAAGUGAGACAUUAAGACCUAUGAUAUCUUGGCCAUCAAGGGAUGAAAUCUCUCGAAAUUUACCAAAAGUGUUCGAAGGAUUUGAAGAUGUGAGAAUUGUCGUAGAUUGCACGGAAAUUUUCAUACAAGCUCCAACUAAGUUAUGCUGUCAAGAAGUUGUUUAUUCGCAUUAUAAAUCAUCUCCAACGAUCAAGGUUAUGACCGGAGUAUCACCAGGAGGGACGAUAACAUUUAUAAGUAAACCGUUUGGAGGAAGAGCUACUGAUACUGAAAUAUUUUCGAAGAGUGAAUUAAUAAAUUUGUUAGAAGUUAAUGAUGGAGUAAUGUGUGAUCGAGGAUUUCUGAUAGACGAGCUUUGUGCUCGAAAAAGUUGGAAACUUAUUAGACCUCCUUUCCUAAAAGAUAAAAAACAAUUCUCCAAAAGUGAAGCAAUUCUUACCUCACAAAUAGCUAAAGCUCGAGUUCACAUAGAAAGAUCUAAUCAACGAAUCAAAGCCUUUGCGGUGGUUGGUGAAACAAUGUCGGUGAAACUGAAACGUCGAGAUUUUGAUUACGAUCAAUUACAAUGGGUUCAUGCCUUCCAACACUGA
Messenger RNA from Cataglyphis hispanica, 1221 nucleotides. RefSeq lists its product as uncharacterized. Lineage: Eukaryota; Metazoa; Arthropoda; Insecta; Hymenoptera; Formicidae. Bases 1 to 1221 code for a protein of 406 amino acids. The record is from RefSeq and is a predicted model, not a curated record. The transcript has 3 exons.